AUGUCCGGUCACGAUCCUGAUCACACUCCACAACCCAUCACCACAGCCGCGGUUACCGCACUGCCUGACCAUGCUGCGGUCCCCUUGGCACAGGCCGUCAUGAUUCCGCAGCAACUUGCGCCCCCUUCAGAGACCCAACCGAGCCCCGACUCAACUUUGGCGCAGCCGACUACUUCCCGUCCCUCCACACCGUCAGGAAGGACCAUGAACGAGAAGGAGCAGCUGGGUACACCGAACGGGCAACAUGGCGCCAGUAAGCGCUCUCUCGUCGAGGACCCCGCCGAUCACCUCGUCCCGACUGCGCUCCGUCGGACAUCCUCGUCGUCUAGUAGUGACGAGGACGAGAAAGCGCAGGCCAAGAAGAAGCUCGGGCUGUUCAAGAAGAAGGACAAGACGGACAAGGAUACCAAGAAGAAGGACGACAAGGACGACGACCACAAGCCCGUCAGCAUCCCACAGCUGUUCCGCUUCGCGACGCCGUUGGAGCUCACGCUCAACUUUAUCGGCUUGUUCCUGGCGUGUACCGCUGGCGCCACCCAGCCUCUCAUGACCCUCAUCUUCGGUCAACUUACUUCCGCGUUCAACGACUUUGGUCGUAUCGCCCGCCAGAUUCAAACGCAGGGCUUAACACCUGAGAACGCCGCCGCAUUGGCGCGAGCCAAGGUUACGCUCAAGAAGCAGGCUGGCAACAACGCCCUCUACCUCAUGGCCAUCGGCCUCGGCCUCUUCUUGUGCACGUACGUGUACAUGCUCAUCUUCAACUGGACGUGCGAGCGUCAGAACAAGCGUAUCCGUGAGAAGUACCUCCAUGCAGUGCUUCGUCAGGAGAUUGCCUACUUUGAUGAACUCGGCGCCGGCGAGGUGGCUACCCGAAUCAUGUCCGACUGCAACCUCGUGCAGACUGGUAUCGGCGAGAAGAUCCCGAUCGCGUCAUCCUUUAUCGCGACCUUUAUCACCGGUUUCGCACUCGCGUACGCCCGCCAGGCCAAGCUGGCUGGUGCGAUGACGUCGAUCCUCCCCGUCAUCAUGAUCACGGGCGCAAUCAUGGGCAUUGGUACGACCAAGUACACCACCGGUUCGCUCAAGUGGGUGUCCAAGGGCGGCACUCUUGCCGAGGAGAUCAUCUCGUCCAUCCGCACCGUGCAGGCGUUCGGCACCAUGAGCGUCCUCGGCGACAAGUUCAACGGCUUCAUCGCCAAGAGCCGUGCUAUGGGCAUCAAGGGCUCGCUCAUCGAGGGUACCGGUCUUUGCAUCAUGUUCUUCGCCAUCUACGCGUCCUACGCCCUCGCCUUCUUCUACGGUGGUAUCCUGAUCGCCAAAGGUGAGGCUGACGGCGGUCUCGUCAUCAACGUCUUCAUGUCGAUUCUCAUCGGUUCUUUCUCCCUUGCCAUGCUCGCCCCUGAAAUGCAGGCCGUCGGCAAGGCGCAGUCGGCGGCCGCCAAGAUCUGGGCGACGAUUGACCGUGUUCCCACUAUCGAGCCGGACGACCCUAACGGCCUCAAGCCGGACAAUGUCAUUGGUGAAAUUGCAUUCGAGCAAGUCCAAUUCCACUACCCUUCGCGACCCAACGUUCCCAUCCUCAAGGGCCUGAGCACGACGUUUGAGGCAGGCAAGACAUCGGCACUCGUCGGUGCAUCGGGCUCUGGCAAGUCGACUGUCAUUCAGCUCAUCGAACGCUUCUACGACCCAAUCAGUGGCAGAGUGACUCUGGACGGCGUGGACAUUCGCAAGCUCAACCUCAAGUGGUUCCGUCAGCAGAUCGGUUUCGUCCAGCAGGAGCCUGUUCUCUUCGCAACAACUGUCCGCGGCAACGUCGAGCACGGUCUCAUCGGCUCCAAAUGGGAGAACGCUCCGGACGACGUCCGCUACGAACUCGUCAAGAACGCUUGCAUCAACGCCAACGCCGACAGCUUCAUCUCCAAGCUCCCUGACGGCUACGACACCAUCGUUGGCGAGCGCGGUAUGCUCCUCUCUGGUGGCCAGAAGCAGCGUGUCGCCAUUGCCCGCGCCAUCGUAUCGGACCCCCGCAUCCUUCUCCUCGACGAGGCCACCUCCGCUCUCGACGGCUUAUCUGAGCGCGUGGUUCAGGACGCCCUUGACAAGGCCUCCGUUGGCCGUACCACCAUCGUCAUUGCCCAUCGACUCGCUACCAUCAAGGACGCUGAUACCAUCAUCGUCAUGGGUGGAGGUGAGAUCAUCGAGCAGGGCACGCACAACGAACUGCUCGACAGCGAGCACGGCGCAUACGCUCUACUUGUCCAGAACCAGAAGCUGUCUCAGAAGGCGGCUGACGAUACGGGCGAGGACGUCACGGACACCGAGGAUGAGGACGUGGAUGAGGUCGUAGUCCCCGGAUCGCCCCUCAGCGAGAGAGCCGGCUUUGACCCUCCCACUCGCAAGUUGUCGCGCCAGAUCACGGGCCGCUCCAUUGCGAGCGCUGCACUUGAACAGCGCCGCCAGACACGCGAGGACGAGGAAAAGGCGUCCAGAAAGGUUCCAUUCCUAAAGCUCUUUGUUCGUCUCCUCAAGCUUAACCGAGCCCAAUGGAAGUUCUAUCUCAUGGGUUUCAUCGGUGCCAUCUGCUCCGGCAUGGUCUACCCGGCCAUGGGCAUUCUCUUCGGCUUGGCAAUUUCCGACUUUGAGCUUACAGACACCAAGGAGCUCCGGUCGGCACUUAACAACCGCGCUCUGUGGUACUUCAUCGUCGCCAUCCUCGCCGCCCUCUUCAUCUUCAUCCAGAUCUGGGGCUUCUCGCGCAGUGGGUGGGAACUCGCGAGCCUGCUCCGUACCAAGCUGUUCAAGGCCGUUUUGGGCCACGACAUCGAGUGGUUCGACGAGGAGGAGAACUCGACUGGUGGUGUCACCUCAAACCUUUCAGACCAGCCCCAGAAAGUGCAGGGCCUGAUGGGCGUCACCCUCGGCUCUAUCAUUCAGUCGCUCGCCACCCUUGUUGGUGGUUGCAUCAUCGGUCUCUGCUAUGGCCCCCUCCUCGCCUUGAUCGGUAUCGCGUGUAUCCCGCUCGUCAUCUCCAGUGGCUACAUUCGUCUGCGCGUUGUGGUCCUCAAGGAGGAGAAGAACAAGAAGUGGAACGCCGCUAGUGCCCAGCUCGCCUCUGAGGCUGCCGGCGCCGUCCGAACCGUCGCGUCCCUCACCCGCGAGGCCGACGUCGACCGCAUCUACUCCGAGGCGCUCAGGAUCCCCUACGACAUCUCCAACCGCACAGCCAUAUACUCACAGCUUCUCUACGCUGCGUCGCAGGGCAUUGCGUUCCUCGUUAUCGCUCUCGUAUUCUACAUCGGCGCUCUCUGGAUGAUUGACGGCAAGUAUGACACGGCCACGUUCUUCACCACCCUUAUGGCCACUCUCUUUGCCGCUAUCCAGGCUGGUAACGUUUUCAUGUUUGUCCCCGACGCCUCUUCCGCCAGCUCUGCCUCGCGCUCGGUCUUCCGUCUCCUCGACAACGAGGCCAACAUUGACGGGACCUCGAACGACGGUAUCAUGCUUGACCCCGAGAAGGUCCAGGGUCACCUCCGCCUUGAGAACAUCCACUUCCGCUACCCCUCGCGCCCUGGUGUCCGUGUUUUGCGUAACCUCACCGUCGACAUCCCGGCCGGCAAGUACGUUGCGUUAGUUGGUCCCUCUGGCUGCGGCAAGUCUACCUCCAUCCAGAUGAUUGAACGGUUCUACGAUCCGCAGGCGGGCACCGUCAAGUUUGACGGUGUCGACAUCAAGGACCUCAACGUUGCAAGCUACCGUUCGCACCUUGCACUCGUUUCGCAGGAGCCGACCCUGUACGCCGGUACGGUCCGCUUCAAUAUUCUCCUUGGCGCGUCCAAGCCCAUGGACCAGGUUACCGAGGAGGAGAUCGUGACGGCGUGCAAGGAGGCCAACAUUUACGACUUCAUCAUGUCCCUUCCGGACGGCUUUGAGACCGACGUCGGUGGAAAGGGCUCGCAGCUGUCUGGUGGGCAGAAGCAGCGCAUCGCGAUCGCGCGUGCACUCAUCCGCAACCCCAAGGUGCUCCUGCUCGACGAGGCCACCGCCGCGCUCGACUCCACAUCCGAGCGCGUCGUGCAGCAGGCGCUCGACAACGCAUCGAAGGGCCGCUCCGUCGUCGCCAUUGCGCACCGCCUCUCGACCAUCCAGAACGCGGACAUCAUCUACUUCAUCGACCAGGGCAAGGAGGUCGAGAUCGGCACCCACGCACAGCUCCUCGCACGCAAGGGCCGCUACUACGACCUCGUGAUGAUGCAGAGUCUCAGCAAGAUCGAGUGA
Cutaneotrichosporon cavernicola is the source of this 4275-nucleotide messenger RNA. RefSeq lists its product as uncharacterized. Gene Ontology annotation, cellular component: plasma membrane. Gene Ontology annotation, molecular function: ATP binding; ATP hydrolysis activity; ABC-type transporter activity. Bases 1 to 4275 code for a protein of 1424 amino acids. The record is from RefSeq and is a predicted model, not a curated record. Lineage: Eukaryota; Fungi; Basidiomycota; Tremellomycetes; Trichosporonales; Trichosporonaceae. The transcript has 2 exons. Gene Ontology annotation, biological process: transmembrane transport.